Aspergillus steynii IBT 23096 is the source of this 3411-nucleotide messenger RNA. RefSeq lists its product as uncharacterized. Lineage: Eukaryota; Fungi; Ascomycota; Eurotiomycetes; Eurotiales; Aspergillaceae. Bases 362 to 3226 code for a protein of 954 amino acids. The transcript is spliced from 5 exons. The record is from RefSeq and is a predicted model, not a curated record.
UUCCAUCUUUCGCAUUCCUGUAUACUGUCCUAGGGUCUCGUCUUAUUCCUGUGGACCGGCUUCUUGCUCUCUGCCCCUGGCCUGGGCUGGCGUAUCCCACAAAGGGUCUUCCCCUUCUCCAGAAUCUCCAGAUCAACGGCGGCGAGCUCCUGAUCGUCCCGUUCGCGCUCCAUUGCUGGCUGUCUGCAACUCCAUGCGCACGCGUUCCGUCGUGUUGUAGAGAUGACUACUAACUAGGCGCAUUAACUCGUGGCAUACUACUGACUCUUUGGGCUACUUGCGUAUAGCCUGCUCGGAGCAACGUCGUGAUCAUGAAGACUAGUCCUGUGUAGCCACCUGAGCAGACACCGACGUUGACAACAUGGCCCGUGUAUUUCGAAGGCCUGGCUCGGCCCUUUCUAGGCGUGCUCCUAGUCGAGCUGCGCGGGCGAACAGUCGAAAGCACAAGGUGAUCAUGGAAUCGGUUACGCAGGAGAAGAAGAAGCUCCGGAGUGUUAUAUCAUUUGAAGCUAAAGCACCCCCUGGUUACACUUUCAUCCCCGCAGGCAAUCCCAAACUUACGACUGCGUGCAAGGAGUUCUGCCGGAAGGAUGGCCUCAAAGUUUUUGCAGUCACGACAACUCCACACAUGCAUACCCAUAAUCUUUCUCAGCAUGUUCACCGCAUUGGGUAUCAUUUCCCAAGCGCUGUCGUUGCCGCAGUGUGUAUGGACAUGGGCCUAUAUCUGACGGCAGCCGGGAAAGCGGUCCCUUUCCACGGCGGUAAUAGUGCGGAGAAUUGCAAACGUGCUAACUCAGAGGCGUCUCAAAUCACUAUCAACACUGAAGCGAGAGACGUUUUGAAAGACCUCUUCCCAAAUAUACCUGCCAAUGACCUGAACCAGAUUAUCAAAACGGCAUUUCAAAAGGGCCAACGGAAAGUUGGUACGGCGGUUGAGCUACCCUUGGCCCGCCGAGCACAGCUGGCAGUGGUUGCUCACAUCCGACAUCUCUACACUGAUUACGAUCGUCUACUGAAAACGACCUCAUUUCACGAAGCCAGGAGUACUGUUGAGGAACCCACUCUUGCAAGGUUGGUUGAAUGGCGGGGAGACGACGAAAACGGCAAGACAGUCCUUGAGGAUGUCUUUCGUGAAGUCAUCGUCAUCUCUGAUGAUGAAGAUAGCGAUGCUGAAGGGGAUUUACCUCCCUCUUUAGAUCGUGACUAUAGUGUCGAGGUUGUUUCAAGCCACCCACGAAUUGAUGAGCUGCAGACAAAUCCGGUGAACUAUGCGAAUCCGGUCCACCAAGAGUCUCAGCUCGAUCUUUCAGAUGAUGAUGCCCCUCCCGGUUUUCGUUUUGUUCCGGGAGUUCCUAGAAACAAAAGGGUUGAUCGUCGCGGUUUUAGCAGGUAUCAAGCUUGGGACCGUGCCAUGAACCGUUACAGGAACAUCGCAAACGGGGCUGGCGCAACUGGCCCCAGGCGGCUGAAUGAUGGCUCUGCCGACCAUUCGGUGUCCCAUUGCGCUGUACGACAGCCCCUCUUGGAAGCUAACCACCUUGAACUGGAAACUGCUCCCCACCGACCUCUCGUCCCUCGCAACAGACAAAACGCGAGGCCUGUCACACCUAACCCGAGACCUAGGAUUAAUGGAACCCACAGCUUAGUUCCUAGUCCCACCUUAGACCGUCGCGUAAGUCCCCAGAGCUCACCGGCAACUCGCAUGAUGCAACUUCAUCCAAUGACAAGCGCUGGAACCGACGACUUGCUGACUUUUCCGGAGCCGUAUGAGCUAUACCCUGUGACCCAACCAUCUCGUCAGACUCUGAUUGCCCGUUUGGCUGGCGGUGGGUCCACGGAUCAUGGCCCAACAUCCCACCAUGAAAGGGGUACUUUCUAUCGAGGCAGCUCGCCCAACGCCCCUGUUUUUGUUAGCGGCCCUAGGGAAAUAGGUGACCAGCCCAGGGAUCGAUUGGGUCCGCUUAGGUCGUCAGGUCACUUACUAAGCCAGCCCAAUCUGAACCCACAGGAUCGAGUAUUGCCUUCUAUCGAGACUCCUCCGCCUACUGAUGGCAGGCGUCCUGAUACUGGCCCCUUAGAUCAUCUAGCCCACAGGAUGUCCGGAGGGUUUUCAAUUCGCUCAGAAACACCGCAUCGCCUACCCCCAAAGAAAAGCCCACUGCAGGCUUAUGAGGACAACACACGAGGUCAAGUCCCUAAGAGAAGACGGGUAGCCUUUUACGAGCCCAGCAAGCCGUAUGGGAUCCACUCGGACGUGAAUCUUCAUGCAGCGGUAGAAUCCGACACAGGAGAACGGCAUAUCCCUCCAGGAUAUCUGCCAGCCGGACAUCUGUCCACUCAGGAUGAACCACAUAUCCGUAGGAGAUAUGUGCCUCCAGCUAAUCCACGUUAUUCUACAAACGCCCAUCCUGAGGCCUUGCAGGAUUCAUUUCUUGAUGUAUCCCGGGCCAAUGCCAAUCCGGGAAUCGUUUUGCAUCCGAGGCGCCCAGAAGGUCUUGAUCGCCACCCGAUCUCUCGUGGUCGUCUGCCUGCGGUUCGCGAGUCCCCCGGACAGCCUUGGGAGCUUGCAGAUAUGGGGCCAGCUUUAGCCGCGGAAAAAAGCCACAAGAGGGUUAUCCCCGUUCGGUCUUUAGGACAAGGAGAAAACCGCAUCUAUAACCCUGGCCAUCCCUAUCAUGCUGACGGCAUCCGGCCAUCUGACGUGCCAAUGUCCCAUCAGCCCAGCUUCCGAACCAGAGCUAACCACUUUGCAUUGCAUGAAGGUCUUCAAAGGAGGCAUUAUGCUGAUGAUUUUGUUCGUACUAUUGAUUUGCAUGACCCUAUUCCAUUGGAAUACGCCCCACAACGCCCUCUUCAGCCCGCCAACCCAGUAGAACUCCCGUCUCCACCUACUCUUGCCCGACUCGAUGAGGAUCAAUACGGACCGCACGUGUCCGGUAGCAUGGCCGCAGGACUAGCCGGUCAAACCCAUUCGGGUCACCUGUUGAAAUCAGGCACUCAUGACUAUGCUGUGGUGGAAGACGGCGGUUCAGGGUAUCAUGGCAGCAGACCCAUUGAACCCCGGACGGCAGCACGUCAUUACGACGGAGGAUAUGAUGGCCCUAUAAAUCAUCGGCAAAACUAUGAGCAAUAUAUUCAGUCUUAUCCCACAUACGCCGGGGGGAAUGAGCGAUCCCAGCCACAUUAUUCAGUGCCCAAGGGCCAAGCGGUUGUCAUUGUGGACUGAGCGUUCGGGAGGUGGGGGAGAUGGUCUUCUGAAUGACACCGUCAUUGCCAGCCAUGGUUAUCUGCCGUCCAGUGUGACGUUGGCUAUAUUGAUGUUGGAUUGCAAAUGCGCGCGUGAGCCACUGUACAUACCAGGAAGUGUGAAGAACAUGAUACCCAUACGUCAGUGGAGACUACAUCCUUGAC